GGGUAGAGGUGGGGCGAGUGGCGUUGUAAUACGCAUUAAAAUCCAACUCGGGCAAUUAAUCUGACAUGCGGUGCAGUUAAACGAAGGUAGGCGCCAUUGGACCAAGAGGCGAUGACACUUUUUUACGCAUGUAACAUAAUUACACGUAACACACCGUCUUCCGCCCGAACUGCAUUCGUGCGCUUUUCACUGUCUGUCGCCUGAUUGCAGCUACGCAAGGCGGGCCAGACAUUGACUAUUGUUAUUAUUAUUAGGCUGAGGCGUGCUGUUGUAUUUUGUGCGUUUGUUUGGAAGUCGUCAGGCCGGAAGUGUUUAGUAGGAAAUUGGACGCAUUUGCUCAACCGGGACGAACUUCGCGUGGUCAAAAAUUGCGCGAGGAAUGGACAAUUUGGACCAAUGAGGCAUGCAUGCUGGACGUUCACUGUUGACCAAACAUAAGGGGUCCCUCAAAAGGAGUCCUGCAAGGGACAUUAACGUAAGGCAUCGGAGUAGGAGCCCCGGUGAUCCAGGUGAUCUUGUGUCCUAAAACGAACCCUAGCCGAAAAAUGUGAGAGAGAGACUGGAGCAGACAUUUCUGACUUGUUAUCUGUCAUCAACCAGCCACAACUAGCUCCGAGGUAUGCAACCCCUGAGGCUAGAACUCGCCACCUGUUGGUCAGAAGCCCGACGCCCUAACUAUCAAGCCACGACUCGUUAUCCUGUCGGUUGCGAUCGGGUAUAUUGAUAAUUAUAGAGGGGCGCGCACCCGACCGCAACCGAUAAGACAACGAGCCGUGGCUCAGUUCGAACCUCGGGGGCUGCAUACCUCGGAGUUGGGUAUGGUUGGCUGAUGAUAGCUAACAAGCCAGAAGCGGUCAUUCCAGUAGCCAUAGCCGUAUGCCUACCAUAAACCCAAUCCUAACCUCAACACCAACCUUAGUCACUCCGAAAAUUAACGCAGGGCCUCCGGAACAGGGGGCGAUUUCUGUUCCCCUGUCUUGCCUCCACUAAUGCACCGAAUUCAUUUCUGCUCUAGAAUGGUUAACCACCAAAGACAAGACAGAAGGAUCGGUCAUAUGUUUCCCGUGUCACCGUUGUCGAUCAGUCGAAGAGCUUGGAAUUUGAAUCAGGUCUCCGUCCGUUUAAGGUUUCAACGCUCUACCGGUGAUGCUCUGAAGAUCGUUAGGUAGGAUGUGAAAGUAGGAAGGCAUAACACACGUAUUUCGUUCUACAAUUGAUACCAGUCAGUGGGAGCAAUUUGCAUGUGGCAUUUCUGCCUCAUCGAGACUUGACUCUCUUUCAUCACAACAUUGUUUGCCGUAUUUCGGUCCGUUGGAUUAACUCCGGGGCAACUUUCUCCUCUGAAAUAGUCAUCCGGAUCAGAUGCUUUUAGAUUGUCUCAUCUCCCAACAGCAGUGAUACCGCCUAGCCAUUCCUGGUCUCUCCAUCCCGAAUUACCUUGAAACGGGAUUAUAGAAGUGAUGUAUUAGAUCUAGCAUUCAAUUCCCCUCUCUGCCGCCCAAAUAUUGGUCAGGCACUUUAUUUCUACAUUCUUACCCUCGUCUGUUGGUGUCAUCCUAUAACGUCCUUGUUUGUUUAGAAAAAGUAAUGCCUGUAUAGCCAAAUGCCCGAGAAGAUUGGCCUGACCCUCUCUCUUUCCUCGUCCGAGCAUUUCUACCGACUGAUAAUGAAGUAGGGCGCGGUUCCAGGUGUGACGUGAAUGCCUCCGUCCACGUUUGCCACGCACACACACAUACGGCGAUGGUUAAGGACUCAAGUAGCCCUACCAUGGAUGGGUUAACGCAUUCCAUGAACCAAUGUUCGCCCCUCCUUCUUGGGGAGGGAAGGGCAUGGCUAGCCAAACCUUUCAGUCCAGACAUGUGGCAUUUAGAUAUCAUAAAAAUGUCCAGUUCGGAGGACUUCGCGAUUUUAGCAGUCCCCUGUGUGAAUAUCUAUGUUCCUAACUUAUCCUACGGAUUUUACACCAACAACAAUUCGCGUCGGUAUUUCUUGCAAAGCCCAUGCAUACUAGUAUGUGUGACCUAACCUAAAUAGAAUCCACUUGGCAUGCAUCCGUUAGGGCUGUUCUCCAUUUGUAUUUUUGCCCCCUACUAAUUCCGUGUCAAAAAUGUCCGUAGAUCAUAAAUCCCCGUAUAGUCAUCGAAAGCCAUUAGCAACUAAGCACAGUGUUGAGCAGUAGGAAAGCGGAGAAAAAGGGCAUUUCGUGGAAGUGUUCUAUGAACUGCUUCACUUUCAGAUGUCUCAUAUGUCAGCAAACCCCGUUUAAUCAACGCCACCGCAAACUAGUGCGCACUUAGGGCGCUAUGUUGACUUAACACGGACCUGCUUUCCUCGUCCUUAGUGCAGCCAUAACUCAUCGUGAAGACUUCGUUAAUUCCACCUGGCUUCUAAGCGAAGGCCGGAUGCUGUAAGAUAGCGCUGAUUGCCUUUUACUCUACCGUCCCCGCAAUAUUGAUGAAAAACCGCUUCUGGCGACGAUUCUGUAUUGAUUAGUCGUCGAGUUUUUACUCCCUCUUCGCGCCAGUCCGAAUUGUUUAAGGACGUUCCGCUGUCUGUCGUCUGUAGAUACACCAACCUGUGUACAGCCAAGCUUCCAGGCAAAAUUCCCUGUAUGUUAGGGCGGAGUUAGACAGGCAUACAUUGUAAAACCGGCUUGUUUCGAGCGCCGAGGUGAAUUUACUUAAACAGGGCAUCUGCAAAUAGUUCCGCCCAAAAUGCCAACUGUCCGGCCUGUACACUUGCACUUACUAGUCUCUUCCACGAGGUCAAUCUAUAGCUCAAGUGUAGGCACACCACAAUCUACGCGCUCGCCCUGUGUCAGGCAACUCCAACCGAGGCUAGAGAGUAGAAUUCGUAAUGAUGGCUAUUACUGGACUUCGAAGCCAAGUCUUCUGUGCUGUGAACCAUCGAGCUGGGUGGAUGCCUAAUUCUAACUUCCAGCCCCACUUUCGCUGCCCAACAGGGCUCAUUUAGCAGCAUCGUUGAGGAGUCAACGCCGACUGCGGCGGAGCGCCAAGUCUUGUCCCAACAUCAGCAGCAAAAGCAGGCGCCACCUCCACCACCACCACUACCGCCUCCGCCAUCUCUCAGCACAGCUCCACCACCACCACCGCCGCCUCCGAAAUCCGCACAGGCACUCCCGACCGUUCCCUCUGCCCCUGUUCCACAGCAGCCGGUACCGACAGCUGUGGAACACAGUCUAGCAGCCUCAGUCGCUUCACUGGAUCCGUUCGCGCCCAGCCCUGCCACCUGGGACCUGCCAAUCGCUGUCGCCGUGACGGAGACCUGGCGUGCCCAGUUCCCCAACGGCGGUGGCAGCUCCUUCUCCAUCGCGGCCGGUCUAGUCGCACGCCAUUCCAUCACCGGUCAACUCAUCCUCGCCGUGGCUCUCCAGGAUCUGCUCCACGUGAAUGACCUUUGCCAGAAAUGGGGCGGUCAGCUGCCCACGCUUGUUCUUGUCUUCAACAAUUGCCAACGUAUGCGAGCACUUCAACCGGCCUUCCCCGGGGUCAGUAUCAGUAGGUGGGUGAACAUUUAGCGUAGGAGAGCAUGCACACAUCAAGCCUGACUACCACAGUCCUGCACAUAGUACUAUCGCAAUUCUUUCUGACUUCUCCCACUUUGUCUGGUGUCGCUUUCCUCAUUUGAAACUGUCCUCCUAUGCCUACUGAUUUCAAGAAGUAACUUAAAUUCUCUGACUGACUCCUCUCCCCCACCUGUAGGAACUCUGCAAUGUGACAGUGGAUACUUAGUUGUCAGCUGCUCUAGGACGUUAAUAGCCGAGCUGUCCAAGUAAUCCCUUCCCUAAUUUUUUUCCAUAAACUAGAGAUGGGCAACCAAAUUGUGCUCACGCAGUGAGAACGCUAGCAGACACAUCUUUUUCCGGGAAAUGAAGACGAGUUACCAACCAGCCCCCAAAAUUCGCCUUUUGCUGCCGAGCUAGCACAAGUCACGUCGGCCCCAUACUUUCCUUCAUUCAGGAUUAUCGAGGGUAAUUUAGCCUGACUGACAGCUCUGUCGAGAUUGGGAAGCACGACUCGUAUCCGCAGAAGAUGGAAAAUGCGGUCGACAAUCCACACAAUCCGCAGUUUUAACAGAACAUUUCCGGCAAGGGUAGCUUAGUACCACACCGUCCCUUCUGUACAGACUUUGUUAUCUUUGUUGCGUAAUUUAAUAAAAUAACUUGAAGUACUUACUUAUUCGUGCUAUACAUGACAACGCCUGAGGGAUUGCAGCCGUUAGAUUCGGUUGUAUGCGUGUAAGUUGACCGUAGCGCUAACCUCAGCCCAAACUCUAGUCUUAUCUGGUGCGUGCGGUUUCGGACCCCCUUAAGACGUUGUGCAUCUUCAGGCCUGUUCUGUUUCAGCGUCACACGCAAACUUAAAUAUCCGUCGCUACCUCAAUAGGAUAAGUAGCAAAAAUUGCGCGCAAUUUUAUGUAGUAGCGCGGAGGAGACUCCUUCAUUAGCACUAACACAUCUCAUCAAAUUUUCGAUGUCCAGAACUCUCAUAGGUUCUCCUAGGGAAGCGCCACGCAGUUUUUUUUUAAGGAUUGAUGCACUUUGACAUCCAAGUGGAGCUUACAUGCGAUUUUUAUUACCGCGCAUCUUAGCCGUUUUUUGACCACUUCCAUAGAACAGACUAUGGGGAACGUACACAGUCAGAAUGUUGGUCGGUGACUGGAUGUGUUGCCGUGAAAAAGGCUAACGCAGCUCUAUCACCAGAAGUUGCGUAACCCGUCGUAUAGUGAAUUGAUGGUCAGUACAUUUAGGGGUGGCCAUAAUGAACUAAUCGAAUUUUAAGCACAAACCUACACUGUAGAAUGGCACUAGCUCCAAGAAUCGUUGGCCAGUGCACUAAGGGGUUGGGCGCACCUACCAACGUCGAACAGUUCAGGGAAGGUGUCGGUCUGCGACUGACCAGGUGCGUUCUCCAAUAUGACAGUGUCCCCUCCCCACCCACAAACAUGCUUUUAACGUUUUCAGAACGAAAGUUUCCAUAUAUUCGCUCCCUUGACUUGGUCGGGUUCAUGGUCUCUGAAUCCCAACAGUCACUUCCAGAAUUAUCAAAGUCACGUGAUUCAGCACCUUCAGGUACUUUCCAUCUAGCUGAGUCUUGUUCUCACCCUCAGGGAAGCAGCUACCUCUGACCAUGAACGUAUACCGAGAUGGUCCGAAUAGGUAAUUGUCGACAGGGCUAGCCGUUUGUGUAAACAUCCUCCGACCUCUAAUGCUCACUGCUUUGUAGCCCAUUCGGUGGACUGCAGUUUGACCAAAAAGGGGUUACUGCCUCCAUCUGAACAAAAAUGUAGAACUGUACUCUCUAAAUGUCAACUGUUAGAUGUCCGUGAAUGGACGUUCGCUCACCUUCUGACUGGGGAGGGUAGUUUUUCCAUCAACAAUAUUAGACUUUCACGCACUCGUCCAACGCUUUCCAUAAUUUUGAACAACGGUAUAUCCUUUCCGUGAUUCAUAGAAUUUUUAUUUUAUGCACACACAAACAGCAGUUUCUUGAGGAUCAUCGUCUUUUACUGGUUCAAAACCGGAGAGGAGCCCAUAAAGAAAUGUUAAACUGUAUAGAUAAGAUACGCUGGAAUGACCAUUUCUGUCUUAGUUGAGGUUGUCGACUGGCUCUAUUCCCAACUGGACCCAGCCUCGAGUUGAGGUUUGGCUGGCUGGUGGCUAAGGAGAAGCCAAAAACGAGUAGCUCAGUCCCUUACGCAAAAUUCUUCGUCUACUGAAUGCCAGUUACCUUUGGAGACGCUAGACCGGACCGCCAAGCCAAAGCGGAACGCCUGUCUUCCUUCCCCGAAGGCAAGGCCAGAUCUAAGCUAGCGCAAAGCGACAACCCUUUUUACUGAAAUAUAUACUAGUAUUUGGCACUUGAUGAGUCUUGGGGCUUUUUGGUGUUGGUCAUUCUGUAGUAGGGUUUUCGAAACAGAAGGCUCGUGAAUGCUUGAACUGUUCAGACGAAAUGUCUCGGACGGUAGGGAGACUACGACAGAUGUGAGUUGUACGCUGGGAAUAGGGAGAGGAUGCGAUCAGGGUUUUCACGCUGCGAAUGAAGGUGGGGAGGCCAAAGAAGGAUUGCUACAGGUAGUGUUAUCUAAGGACAAGAUGGCAAAUACCGUGUCGGUACAACAAGUACAAGUAAGUAGUGUCGGUACGAAGAACGGGUGGCAUGUUUCGCGUCAUGACCAGUGCUUGGGAGUUGGGAGUGAGGUGCGCUUGUAGACCGGAUAAGUGCACAUCGGCGAUCACUAACGUUGCAGUCGAAAAGCCUUUCGUUUCCAUUGUACAUAUUAUUUUUCCACAAGUCCUGUCGUCCUAGAUUUAUUGACGCGCAAGAACGUAGCUGUUUCAGAUAAGCGCAUGCUUCUUACUCGUUGGUCGCAGCAGUUAUCCCUUCACCCGGGAGUGCCAGCCGGUGGUAAGUGAUUUAAUUGUGAAUUGUUUUGUGAUGGGGAAGGGCUUGCGUAUCGUCGAAUCCCCUCCUAAUCAAAUCGUAAUUCAGUGACAGGAAGACUGACGGUAAAAUGGGCGCAUUAGCAGACCUACCUUGUGCGUGUGUGUGCGCGCGCGCCACAAAACGAUUGGUUCCUGCCAAACAAGAUUUCACCUCAAAUCCUCGGCCUCCUCCCGCUAAGUAUUGGCCAACUUAAACAGUUGCCAGAGUCUGGCCAGCCGCUGCAGUUAGCAAAGUUUUACAGAGUUGCAAAUGUGUGCUAGUCAAAUGGUGGAUCAGAGAAAAGUAACCAUCUCAUGCACCUAGAAUUUUAGGGCGAUUGUUAAUCAAUCAGAGUUUUUACACCUCUCUGCGCACGCCACACACCCACGCACCAACUGGCUCUAUCUUCUACCAGAUUCUCAUGUCAGUCCAAGGUACACUUUCUGUCUGACACCUUAUUCUCUUGUGCCCAAUACACCACACUCUCCCCGAUUAUAAAUAUCACAGUUCUGUAUAUUUAUUCUCAGUGCUGGUCCUCCCACGUCGGCAGUGACUGCCGAUGCCGCCAAUACUGCCGGCGACGCCUUUCCCACUUCCUACUCCGUCACAGUGGCCGGUGAUGUGCUGUUUCAGGGUCUUACAGCGGCCGCAGCAGCCCACCCGUCCGUGGACUCUGAGUAUACACGUCUCGGUCUGCUCAAUUAUAGCGUGGAUCUCAGGGGUCUUCGGCCACCCAUCACAAUGUGCACAUUUUGGCGCUGUGAACCGGCAUCUACGGACUUUCGUCUUGACUACUGCAUCCAAUGGCCUCGGGACAAUUUCAAUGAGGACUCCUUGGACGCUCGGUUCGUCAAAUGUACCCCCCCCCCAUCUUGACUAGGCAGUUACGAAGUCCUCCAAAGUGCGUUCAAAUAGCUUGGCAUACGAAAACUGAGCACCCGAUCCUGCCUUUACCUUAGAUUCUGCUUUCUUUUCCUCUACUAAUUCAUCUUUGUAUUGGUUACCUUACUUAUUCAGAUUGUUCUAACUUUUUCUAAUUCCUCUUCGUUAACUUUUUAAUCUUCUGACUCGUCAUCUCCUAGUCGUUCUUGUUUCCUCCGUCUGCCUACUACUCUUUCCGCAUCUUAUCCCCCCUCCCUUGUUUCCUCCCGCCCCGGUCUUUUAUUCAUAGUUUCUGCUCUUCCCUUCCCCCCUCCUCCUCCUCCUCCUCCUCCCCUUCCUCCCCCUCCCCCUCCUCAUCAUCCUCAUCCUCCUCCUCCUCUCCUCUUCUUCCUCUUCGUCUACUCACACCUACUUUCUUGUUACAAUUUUGUCAUACAAGAUGGGAGGCAGAAGGCCCUGUAAUCGGAAUUAUCUCUCUGUGCACUGUGCACUCGUACUUAAGGGCAUAGUUGCAGAUAAAACGGCAGCGAAAACAGAGAGCCUUAAGUAGUCGUGGCUGUCUGACUCCUGAUAGGUCCCUCCGGAAACCUCACUGACCUUUCCUUCAUGGUAAACGUCUUUGUCAGCUUGUAGGGGUUGAGCCCUUCGACCGCGAUUGUUUAUCCCCCUGUUUCUUUCGGCCCACUCAAUUACCUGUACGCUGUUGAGGUCAAAUUGGUGGGCGUUGUUGAGAGUGUGCACAGCAACGUGUGAGUGUGCCUUCUGCCGGGGAAACACAAGAGCAGUAUCGGUUGCUUUCCAGGAAGCAUAUAGUUCCAUUUUUUGCCCUGAAACUGGCUGGUCAAGGAAGGGAGCACCACUGCCUCUAGACUUUUUCUAUGUUUUAGCCUAGAUUUUUGGGCCGAUUGAGUCCUGUCCGCGAUUAAAGCUUUGCCUUACACCUCGACAUUUAAUGAUAAACUGGCCAUCUACAUUGCAUAUUCAAAGGUUUGAUCGGCAGUUCGCGGAAAAACCGGCUCCCAGCUUCUGCUCUGUAACGAGAGAUGGGUUGCCUGGAUUUGGUCGCAGACUGCAUCACUUAACGUGAUGUAUUCAAGCAGUAGUCCAAUGACUCCAUUAGGUUGCUUGUUCUCCAUCGCCCUCAGGUAUUUCGUUUUGGCGCAUUGCCAAAGUCAGACUUGUGUUUGUGUUGUCCAGUAUAAUUUUCAUGGAAUCCGAAUGGCCGAUUUGGUAUGAAAUCGCCUAGAAGCCCCUGAGACUUCGUCACGUAUGUCGUCCUGUCCAAGACAAUACUAAGACUGACCUUCAGUCACCCCAUCGAUUCGUUUGCACAGCGCCUGCUAAGCGGAUGAGAGGCCGAUGUACCCAUUAAAAGCUGAAGCGCAUUUACUUUGCUUGGUUACCUGGGGUACUGCCCGCAUACGUGUGAUAUUAAAUCCUACUCCAUCUAUCUUCCUACAGCCACUGCAAAUUGCGUUACAGGGUUCCUGCAAACAAAUAAAGACAUUCACAUUUAGAACCCUCAUUGGAUCUUAACGGAGACGCAGUGUUGGGCGUCGUAAAAAAGUCCAUUUGUUAGUCUCUGAGACGCUUCCUCAAGUUUAUCCUCCCACCCAUAACGAUGGACCCGUGAAAAGACCCAAAUGUCCAAAACCCUAAAUUACCUUGCCUAAGGAUGAUCACAUAUUCUUCCCAUGCUUCACACUUUUCCUCAAGCUCCAGAUUAAAAGGCUGAUUCAUUAAAAUUUUUCCGAUCAGCUGCCAAGACCUCCGGGUCACCCUGCUUGUCGAUGGAGGUGUCACGCAUAUGGAAAGUCACCCAGCAGGCAACCUAGAUCGGGAAAAGUGUCGUGCCAGCUGGAAUGUCCCCAUUGAUGGUACCGCCGCGCCAGCAACACCAACAGCUACCUCCCCCGUCUCUCCCCGCGCUGUCUUCAACUCUGGCCUGAUACGUGCCAAGUUUACUCUCUCCGCGGGCCCCGGUAAGCCUCAGCCGGUGGCCUUGCAGUUUUGUCGCGACGGUGGCGCUCUGCCCAGUGGAACCACAAUCACCCUGCGCUCGGAGGGUUACCGUCUCACCAUGUGCAAGUACCGUCUCCUGGGUGAUCGGUACUUUUGUGAUCCACCGGUUGCACCCCUGUCUCUCGCCUCAUCCGGGCGCGAGACGAAGCCGUCUGGCGGCCACUAG
Molecule: messenger RNA, 9516 nt
Organism: Spirometra erinaceieuropaei
Lineage: Eukaryota; Metazoa; Platyhelminthes; Cestoda; Diphyllobothriidea; Diphyllobothriidae
Source: the annotation of a GenBank genome assembly